AUGGAAAAAUUUCCUUUCGCAGUCCUUAUGGAAGAACAGAGAUAUACAACACACGAGGGGGUCCGGAAAUUAAUAUAUGAUCCAUUCUGUUCCGCCACUGUCCUCUCUUCCACUUGGACGCUAACAGCCUCACACUGCAUUGACUAUAUGAAUAUUAUGUUGGUACCACUAUUUAUUCGUUAUAAUACAACAGGUGAGCCGGAACGAAAAAAAAUUCUUAAAAUCAUCUCGAAUCCAAAUAGGCCAAUUAACGAACGCCUAGCAAAUGACAUAGCUUUAGUGAAAACUGAUAGCAUCCAACUUCCAUUUUACGCGAAACUCAGCUCAGUCGACUAUACCACUCUCGUUGGACAAGAAGCGAUACUCUUAGGUUAUGGAUUAACGUAUACUGAAUAUGAAAAGGAUCCAGGAACAAACUUUACUUUAAAAAUGAUGGAUGUUAUGCUGAUGACAUGUAAACGUACUCCGCUUUCAAAGUUAUAUCUAAGUAUAUGUACAGUACCUAAGUGCGGGGUAACAGAGUUCAUUUGUCCAGGAGAUUCAGGAGGCACAGUUUUGCAUAAUUCGGGAGUUAUUGGUGUCCACUUUGGGGUUGUUAGGUGUUACGAAAAAAAGAAUAGCCCGCUUUAUGGAAGAUUCAACUAUGCGAGUAUAAGUGUACCCGUCAGCCCAUAUUUAGAUUGGAUCAGAAGUGAAAUUACAAGAGAUUAA
Molecule: messenger RNA, 711 nt
Organism: Pieris macdunnoughi
Lineage: Eukaryota; Metazoa; Arthropoda; Insecta; Lepidoptera; Pieridae
Source: the annotation of a GenBank genome assembly